This is a messenger RNA of Aplosporella prunicola CBS 121167, 908 nucleotides long. RefSeq lists its product as uncharacterized. The transcript has a single exon. NCBI's taxonomy places the organism in Eukaryota, Fungi, Ascomycota, Dothideomycetes, Botryosphaeriales, Aplosporellaceae. The record is from RefSeq and is a predicted model, not a curated record. The coding region runs from base 155 to 589 and encodes 144 amino acids.
CAAGACAAACCCCGUCAAGACAGUACGUGAACCACUGGACGAGAGGGAAUCUAUAAUCCGGUCUGUUAAGGCACGAAAGCAGCAAGCCGAAACGCUUCGUCUCCGCCUGCGCGUUGCGCUAUACAAGGUCAAGACGAACCAGACCAGCGUGCCCAUGUCGCGUCUGGAGAUCCCGGAGCAAUACCAACGGAAGACCACCACGCCGACCACGCAGCCCAGCGCGCCCGCACAACCGCUCCCCUCAAUCACCGUCUCACCCACCAAAGUCUCCGAUGGCUCGAAGCUCCUGCCGGCUCCUCUGCUACGCCCAACCCCAUACUCGGCCCGCCAUAUCACGGAGCCUUACAUGCCGUCAUCGCCGCCGACCUCUGUAGGCAUCGAGAGCAAUGCCACGCCUAGGGCGGUGCAGAACCCGCACGACUUCGAGACGCCGGUCAACAGGCGCGGGUUUGGGCAGCUGAGCAGUCCGCCGGGCAGUGAGGAGCAGGGAGGCCGCCAGAGGGCACACACGGAUUCGGAUAGCUUAACGAGCAGCGUGGUCAAAGGGCGGGCAGCGAGCGGGCUGUUGGAGCUUAUGCGGUCGGCGUAAGACACGGCUUUGUGCGCUACCUAAGUUCUGUGCUCGAGAGCGCGCAGGUACGGAGUAGGACGACGAGGGGAAGCAUGUCUCGCGGAAGGCGGGGAAGCGUUCAACAAAGGGACGAAGGUGCAUUUGGGGGCGUUUAGGGGCGCAUAUUCUUUCCGACAUGUAGCAAGUGCAUUUGCAGAGGACAAGGUCAGCGCAAGACAGCGGGGGGGCCCAAAAAACGGUGCUGUUUGUUUUAGUUACCUACUCGCAAAGGCAGGCGAGCGAAUGGGCAGCCCGCGACAGCACGCAUUACCUUAUUGCGCGCGCCGCCCCGCCGCGU